AGACGGAAGGCCAGCGCUAGGCAACCUCUGUGGCCGACAGAGAACGUCUCCGCCUUCCCUGGUGACUUGCGGUUCCGUGAGGACCCCAAACUGGCGCGCAUGCGCAUGAGGCUCCCGAUGCUUCUGCCCGUGCUGCUGCCGCUGCUCCUGGGGUCGUGCGGGGCCACGAGAGCCCUUAGCUACGACCCCACGUGGGAGUCUCUGGACAGCCGCCCGCUGCCAGCCUGGUUUGACCAGGCCAAGUUCGGCAUCUUCAUCCACUGGGGAGUGUUCUCCGUGCCCAGCUUUGGUAGUGAAUGGUUCUGGUGGUACUGGCAAAAGGAGAAGAGACCCAAGUUUGUGGAAUUUAUGAACAAUAAUUAUCCCCCUGGUUUUAAGUAUGAAGAUUUUGGAGUGCUAUUUACAGCCAAGUUUUUUAAUGCAAGCCAGUGGGCAGAUAUUCUCCAGGCCUCUGGUGCCAAAUAUGUGGUCUUAACAUCCAAACAUCAUGAAGGCUUUACUCUGUGGGGCUCAGACCGUUCUUGGAAUUGGAACGCAGUCGACGAGGGGCCGAAGAGGGACAUUGUCAAGGAGCUUGAGGUGGCUGUGAGGAACAGGAGCGACUUGCACUUCGGCCUGUACUACUCUCUUUUUGAAUGGUUCCAUCCACUCUUUCUGGAGGAUAAUUCCACCUUGUUCCAAAAGCAGCGAUUUCCCAUUUCUAAGACGUUGCCUGAGCUCUAUGACUUGGUGAACAGGUACCGGCCUGAAGUCCUGUGGUCAGACGGAGAUGGGGACGCGCCAGAUCACUACUGGAACAGCACUGGCUUCUUAGCUUGGCUGUACAAUGAAAGCCCAGUUCGGGACACAGUAGUCACCAAUGACCGCUGGGGAGCCGGUUCUAUCUGCAAACAUGGUGGCUACUAUACUUGCAGUGACCGUUACAAUCCCGGAUAUCUCUUACCACACAAAUGGGAAAACUGCAUGACAAUAGAUAAGUUCUCCUGGGGCUACAGGCGGGAAGCUGAAAUUGGUGAUUAUCUUACAAUUGAAGAGUUGGUGAAGCAACUUGUGGAAACAGUCGCGUGUGGAGGAAAUCUUUUGAUGAAUAUUGGUCCCACAGUAGACGGCAUGAUCCCUGUCAUUUUUGAGGAGCGCUUAAGGCAAAUGGGAACCUGGCUGAAAGUCAACGGGGAAGCUAUUUAUGAAACAUACACUUGGAGGUCUCAGAAUGACACGGUCACUCCUGAUGUGUGGUACACAUCUAAACCUGAGAAGAAAUUAGUCUAUGCUAUUUUUCUUAAAUGGCCCAUCUCUGGAAAGCUGUUCCUUGGACAACCCAUAGGUAGUCUGGGGGAAACCAAGGUAGAACUGCUGGGCCACGGACAGCCACUGACUUGGAUGUCUUCAAAGCCAAAUGGCAUUACAGUGCAGUUGCCUCUGCUAAGUGUUCAUCAGAUGCCCUGUAAAUGGGGAUGGACUCUUGUACUAAGUAAUGUGAUUUAACCUGCUGCUGCUGAAAGAUGUAUGCAUUGGUACCUCUAACCAUGGGAAAUGGCGGGCUUGGGUUUUUUUGUUUUUUUUUGUUUUUUUUUUUUUUAAGUAAUGCUAAAGAAGUCAGAGUAAAAUGAUAUGAAACCUGAAGUCAUUAGGCAAUGCAGCUUCCUUUUUCAUUCUUCCUAAAUUCUUUCCUAAACUGCUCGUGUUACCAUUUGACCAUGCAUUCCUCCAAAGUCUCUUCCUACUGAAUCUGUCUCACAUGUC
This is a messenger RNA of Mastomys coucha (southern multimammate mouse), 1743 nucleotides long. RefSeq names its product alpha-L-fucosidase 2 (gene Fuca2). The record is from RefSeq and is a predicted model, not a curated record. Gene Ontology annotation, molecular function: alpha-L-fucosidase activity. The transcript is spliced from 7 exons. Gene Ontology annotation, biological process: glycoside catabolic process; fucose metabolic process. Gene Ontology annotation, cellular component: lysosome. Bases 100 to 1485 code for a protein of 461 amino acids. NCBI's taxonomy places the organism in Eukaryota, Metazoa, Chordata, Mammalia, Rodentia, Muridae.